AUGUACUUGCGGCAGGUGUUGCUCCCCCAGGGCAAGCCUGAGGUUGACGAGCUUCUCAACGAGGAUGGAGAGGUCUACGCCCAUCUCUUGGGCGAGUUCGACCUGGUGAACGUGAGCAUCGAGUUCGGCCAUCCCUUCCAGGCGGCGCUGGAGCGCCCCGAGAUGCAAGAGCUGCAGCAGCAGCUCCGUGCCAGCGGGCUUUGGCGGCGCGUGGCGGAGGCGUGCCUGUGGUCCCGGGCAGUCUGA
Durusdinium trenchii is the source of this 246-nucleotide messenger RNA. The record is from the annotation of a GenBank genome assembly. NCBI's taxonomy places the organism in Eukaryota, Dinophyceae, Suessiales, Symbiodiniaceae.